AUGGGAUUUCCCACCUUCAUCGCGGGUCCGGCUUCUGGGCAUGCGCGGCAGCCUUCAGUCCCUGGCGGUGCGGGAAGGGAGCGGGGGUGCCGUGGGAUUGGCUGCCUGCUGAUCGCGGGCCCGGCUUCUGGGCAUGCGCGGCAGCCUUCAGUCCCUGGCGGUGCGGGAAGGGCGCGGGGGUGCCGUGGGAUUGGCUGCCUGCUGAUCGCGGGCCCGGCUUCUGGGCAUGCGCGGCAGCCUUCAGUCCCUGGCGGUGCGGGAAGGGCGCGGGGGUGCCGUGGGAUUGGCUGCCUGCUGAUCGCGGGGCGGCGAAGCGGGAUCCGAGGCUUCGAGCUGGGCAAGGGCCCUGGUCUUCCGCCAUCCCAGACAAGCUUGCUCGGUGUCGGCUGGAGAGAGGGGAGGAAGAUCAUGUCGACGUCCAGUCACAAGGGAAAGCCACGUUUUGAUGUGUCAUUAGCGCGUCUAACUCGGCAAUUUAUGGAACUUGUCAGUAAGGCUCCUGAUGGGGUUCUUGACAUCAAUGAUGUGGCAUGGAUGCUUGGAGUGCGAAAAAGGAGGGUUUACGAUAUCACCAAUGUACUGGAUGGCAUUCAUCUAGUGAGAAAAAAAUCCAAAAACCUGAUAGAAUGGAUAGGCAAAAAUCCACAAGAAAGAUUAGCAUAUGAAGCCCAGUCUCGAAAACUGAGAAAAGAACUGGCAGACCUAACAACGGUAGAGAAUUCUUUAGAUGAAUUAAUCAAGGACUGUGCUCAACAGUUAUAUAGUUUAACAGAAGACAAAGAAAAUGCAAGACUAGCAUAUGUAACUUACAAGGACAUCCAUGGUCUUCAAGCCUUCAAGGAACAGAUUGUAAUUGCAAUCAAAGCUCCCCAAGAAACGAAGCUCGAAGUACCUAUUCCCAAUGAGGAGAAAAUCCAAGUUUAUGUAAAGAGUACUGAAGGACCAAUUGAUGUAUUUGUGUGUGAGAUGCAGGAAGAAUAUUGUCCUCCUAAAACGUGUGAAGAUGACGUAUCCAAUGGGAAUAAAACAGUCUCCUCAACAGAUGAGGCAGUGACGUUACCACCUGAUAGAGAGGAAAACCUUACAGAAUGAAGUGUAUAAUAUUAGUACUGAAGACUAGAAAACUUCAAUGCAUUGUGGAUUUUCCGUUGUUGAACACUGAUCCAAAUGCCUAUAGAGGAGCUGGAAGAAAUGGUGUCCUGUGAGGCCAUGCAAUCUGCAUGUCUUGACAAAUUAUGUACAACCAGUUGCAAUCCAGUCUUAAUGUAUGUUACCAAGAAAUACCAAAUGGCUUUGCACAGAAAGUAUCAUCAGCUGUCAUUUGGCAGUGAUUUGGUACAUCAGUUGAGGAGAGGUUUUGGAAAAGUGUGAUUUGCCAACUGGCUAAAAUAAGCUUUUGUAAAUAUUUUACUGGUUGAAAAUGCUCCAUGAAAAUGUCAAUAAACUUACAAAAUAUUACCAAUGAAUGUAUUUAAGAUUGUUUUAUGUGCUGUAAUAUCUUCAGGGUGAACACAUAAUGAGUCAAAAACAUUUUUUUUCACCAUGGUGUACAGAAUUUGUUAUCUAGUUUUAUCUAUUAAUCACAGACUGUUACACGGGGUAAAAUUUGUCGCAUUUGUUCAAGAAUUAAAGGCAAAAUGCUGAAAGAACACAAGUCAAGCAGCAUCUGUGGACCUGGAAAGGUUGUAAGAAGACAUUUUGCAUCAGGUUGACACCCUGCAUCAGCCGUCAGCUAGUUUCAUCCCUAAAUGGGAACUUACAAUUUUUGUCACACAGAUGCUGCUUGACUUGCUCUGUUCUUCCAGUGUUCAUCCUGUUCCAGAUUCUAGCAUCUGCAACACUUCUGCCUUCAUUUCAGCAUUGGAUUGUCUUGGAUCCUAAAUUAAUUAACACUUCUGCAGAGAGGAUAAAGCUGUGUGUUUAUACCCCUCCCCCCCCACACUGACAGACCAGUGAGAACUACUUCAUAUGAAUGUUGUUGGACACUAUUACAGUUUUUAAGUUUUUAUUAAAAAAUACUAAAAGACCUCAUAGGAGGUAGAAGUUUUAAAAGUCAUUAGAACAACUUCAUGUUUAUCUUUUUAAAAAUAAAUUUUGUUUAUGGCUUUCUCAAAUAGAUUUAUCUUGCAUUUGUCCAACACUGCCAGUGUUACUAAAUAAAUUAUCCUUGGCAGGUUACGUGAUAAUUACAUUAAACCAUCAUAUACCUGCAUAGUUUUUAUGCAAGCACUAAGGAUAAAUGUUAAUGCAUUGUGUAAUUCUUAUCGGCUACAGUCAUUUCCAGGCCAUGUUCUGGGACCAUGGUGUGCUUUUACAUCGAGUAGUGAAAUGAUGGUCUUUCUUUUAACUACCGUACCACAACCUGUAUCAGUGUAGUAUAAUUUGAUCAGACUAUAUGGCUGUCUGUAUGUUUUGUCUCCCCUCUAAAAUCUUGAACUUUGUAGGUUUAAACUGUAUUUAGUUACACAAAGGUGAUGAGAUCUGGUUAUCUCUAAUGUGCGUGUUUAUGGUUUAUUUUCAUUGUACACGAGAUUGGAAGAAUCUUCAUAUGCUUUUGAUUUUUACCCACAGAGCAAACAGAAUUUUGUAUGAUUAUGAAAAAUAAUUUCCAUUUUCUCUGUACUUUAAUUUAUUAAUACUUCUUCACUAGUGAAGAUAUGGGUUCCUCAAUUGCUAAUUGAGAAUUGUGGUUAGCUUCCUGAUGAAAUGAAUUGUAAAAGAAUAAAUAUAGUUCUGUUUCAGCAGUCUUUACAUUGUAACACAACUGUGACUUGAAACAAUUGCUUUUUUAUAAAUAGUGUUGUAAAUUGUAAUAAAUAGUGUUGUGCUUAUAAAUGACAGAAUUGCUGCUUAGAUUACAAAAAGUGAAAUUACAAUGAUCUACAGAAAGCCACAGAUAGUUUUUGCCCAAUGUUUUACACCUCAUUAAAUUGUAAGUAGUAACAAAUUAACUUACCUAGAUGAGCUCAUUUUGGGAUUUGAAGAUGUUACCCAUCUGUCAGCUGAAGCAAUUUUAAUUUGAUGUCUUUGGAAGUCCACUUUCCUGUGCCACGUUGAAUGAUUAGUGUAUUUUUAAAAUUUCCCCACUGUAAUAAAAUCAUGA
Hypanus sabinus (Atlantic stingray) is the source of this 3103-nucleotide messenger RNA. Its product is annotated as transcription factor E2F6-like. The transcript has 7 exons. Gene Ontology annotation, biological process: regulation of transcription by RNA polymerase II. The coding region runs from base 1 to 1092 and encodes 363 amino acids. Lineage: Eukaryota; Metazoa; Chordata; Chondrichthyes; Myliobatiformes; Dasyatidae. Gene Ontology annotation, molecular function: RNA polymerase II cis-regulatory region sequence-specific DNA binding; DNA-binding transcription factor activity, RNA polymerase II-specific; protein dimerization activity. The record is from RefSeq and is a predicted model, not a curated record. Gene Ontology annotation, cellular component: RNA polymerase II transcription regulator complex.